Molecule: messenger RNA, 3743 nt
Organism: Purpureocillium takamizusanense
Lineage: Eukaryota; Fungi; Ascomycota; Sordariomycetes; Hypocreales; Ophiocordycipitaceae
Exons: 4
Coding region: 102-3038 (978 amino acids)
Source: RefSeq, a predicted model, not a curated record
UUUCCUUGUCAGACUGGCGCUUGAUCUCGAUGCCAUGUCGGAUCGUGUGCGAGAUUCCAUUACAUGAAUGACAGCAUCGGCUUACCGUCCCUGCACCGUGUAUGUGCAGUGAGCCUGCCAUGGCUCGAUAUGGGACCGUGCAACUUCUUGCCUUGAGUUGUUUUUUAUCAUUCGGCUACAUCUCGAGUUCACUGGAAAGGCACUCAUUGACCGAGAGACCACGCCUAUCAACCCUCCUCGUGUUGCUCUUGUCGGGAGCCAUAUGCUUCCUGGCAAGCUACCUUUCCAAGUGGCUACCUGGCGCAGAGGGGCGAUUUGUCGCUGGGCAUCGUCAACCUCACGAUGUGUCGUUGCUAGACUUGGCACCAGAUGAGGCGUUAUCCAAGGGCUUAGCCAGUCAUGGUCCUAACUGCCCCAGGAGAUACACUCUGCCGGUGCUGGUUCUAUGCAUAGUCCUGCGGCUGGAGAUCUUCCACCGCGUCAACUACGAGCAGCAAUGUGCAAGCCCGGGAAUCGAGUCAUUUCUCUGCCUUCUGUUGAUCGCCCAUGAGUUAUUCGCGAGUAGGAGUCGAUGGGGCGUCCCACACUCGGACGACUCCGAUGACCCUUGGCGCAGCUGCUUCGAUGACCUCCACGACUGGUUCACGGGGCCACGCAUCACCAUGACCUUCAUGGUGGUGAGCGCCUGUGUCUUCUCGCUCGGCACGUAUCUUUCCGUCUCCCAGACGAUGAGGUCAACCUACGUGUGUUUUGGUCCUGUCGACAGCAGGACACAGACCGUCUCCCUGCAGCUCGUGGGCUUGGUGCUUGAUGCCACCAUUGUCGCUCUUCUCUGGCGAGUACUGGCCUGGACACGGACCACCAAGUUGAAGCUGCGCAUCCUAGGGAAGAUCCUAUUUCUCUCUUCCUCCAUGAUUGCCUUAUUCUGGAUUGCAGGCACUGUCCUAGGCGGUACUCGUCGGUUCAAUGUGGCAUUUGGGUCGUUGUAUGGGUUCGAUAUUCUGAAGGACAGCGCAGCCUUUGCCACGCUCAUCAUCUCCGCCUCAUUUUGGACCUGCGAGACGUCUACAAUAACGUCAUCAGGGGUCGUAACUUUUCUCGUCGGCGCCUGGGCCUCGACCAUGAAUGUCCUCGCUCUGGGCAAUUGGGCACACAGUUCCCGAGCAAGCGGCCUGGUGCCGCUCUGGCUCGUUGCAAUUGGGACCGUUCUUUUCACUUAUACCCAUGAUAUCCGAGCUGUUCUCUUCAUCAGGCGUAUAGCUUUGGCGGGCCUUCUCAUGGCACUGAUUAUCGCGGCAACCAUUUUCUCCUUCACCAAACGGCUUGAAAUCUUUGAAAAACGCCAUCCUAUCAACGACCUUAUAUACGAUGCACAGACAAGGCAUGAGCGCUGGCUAGUUGGAGUGUCAACGAGCAAGACGCUCGCGGCAGCCACAAUGAUCUACGAAGAGCGUCAUGCUGGCAAGGUGGCACCUCCCAACUUCGCUGAGUGGUACCAGUUCGCAUCGGGAUCGCCCAUAACCGACAACUUUGCUCAAAUCGAUAGAGAUCUUGCCCCAUUCUGGAAGUUCUCGCCAGAGGAGCUGCGGAAGCGGGUGGACGCCAUGAUUGGGUACGAGGGCAUUGCCACAAUCACCAUCGAAAAUGGCAGCGUAAGCAGAAGCGACGCGGGCAACGACGGCGACAACCAGGAUUUGGACGAGGUCGCGAAAAUGAUUGAGAAGUUCUCACAACAUAUGCCAGACAUGGUUCUGCCCAUUAACCUUAGCCCAACACCUCGGAUCCUGCCGUCCUGGCGGGAUGUCCAGCUGGGGGGUCACGCAGAUAUGGGCUCCAUUGUGAGCCUCAUAUCAAAGAGGUCGACGGGAGUCGAUGGAACAGCAGCAGACGACCUCGAUGUAAGACAGGAGCAGGUUGUGUCUCAAGAGCUGAACUGGGGUAUCACUUGGGCGAGCGACUUUCGACAGCUACUGGCGGACGCUUGUCCUCCCACCUCACCAGCCAGGUCGACUCCGCACUGGAACAUUGGCCAAUUCUGCGACAAAUGUGUUCGUAGGCACUCGCGUGGCCAGUUUCUGAGCGACUUUGAGCGCUCUUUGCAAGUUUGCGAGCAGCCAGAUCUCAUGCAUUUGCAUGCCUUCUCCAUGACGAACUCGAGGUCGGCGCCAAUCCAGCGGCUGCUUCCACUGUUCGGGCCUUCCAAGACGGACAACUUUGGAGACAUAGUUAUUCCGAUACCCAAGUCUAGACUCGUGCAGCCGGACAGUUCAUGGCAUUUCCCACGGCGAUAUGACAGCCUGUUCUGGAGAGGAUCCGCUGGAGAGGACGCACAAAACGGCCAAGCACUUCGAGGCAGCCACAAAUUUCGACUCUUGCAUCUGACUAGGAAGCCUGGGGGGCGGGACGAGGUACGCAUGGUUUUGCCAACACCAGGAAAGACGGAUCAGUUUAGGACCGAACGCGUUGCGGCAGCUGAGGCCAGCAAUGCCAUGCCUUUUGCCGUGGGCAUCGACGACUACUCGGGUUGCAAGGGGAAGAACUGCGAGCUCUUGAAGAGUGCGUUUGGCACUGAAACAAAGACGGAGGAGCCCUUGGAAUACCGUUAUGUUCUGCUUACAGACGAGGACAACGGGCCGCCCACACAGAUGCUGCGCACCAUGCAGUCAGGGAGCGUGCCGUUCGUGUCGACAAUCUUCCGGACGUGGUACACGGAGCGGAUCCAGCCAUGGCUGCAUUUCGUGCCGAUAGACGUGAGGUACCACGCGCUGCACACGACGCUGUCCUACUUCACCGGGACGGAAGACCGGCCGAAGAUGAAUGGCCGUGAUACGGCCCUGCGGGGCCGCAUAGGCGACGCGGAGUGGAUCAGCCAGCAGGGCCAGCGGUGGGCGGCGAAGGCGCUGGGCAACAGAGACAUGGAAAUCUACCUGUUUCGGCUGCUUCUCGAAUGGGGCCGGCUGAUGGACGACAGGCGCGGCGAGAUUGGCUAUCGUAAAGGCCAGAAUGGCGACUUUGAAAACAUUGGGUGGACUCGAUAGGCAAAGGGGAAAAGAAAGGGGAAGGGCGAAAGGGGGGGCUUUUUGCCGGUCAGUAUGGGAUAGGACGUGUAUGUAACUUACGGGCUAGUGCGAGGGUGUAGCCACCCACCAAGGUAUAGACGGACAAGCAAGGGCGUUGGGGGAGUCGAAUAACAAGUUCCCAGACGACAAGGGGCCUACGAUGGCAGCACCUUUGGCCGGGCGCAAGGCGUAUAUGGUAUGGAGCGCCACGAAGGUGACGAGGUGGCCGGUUGUCGGUGCUGGCGGCAUCAGCCAUGGUUGCACGGACUGGCAAUAAAGGGCAUGGCGUCGUUGCAGCACCCAGACGUCAAUCUGCCGUGGCGGGGUUCGCGCCCCCAAGGCCACACGUGAGCGCGGGCGGAUCGUUGCAUGCAUGAAGAAGGUCGACGACAGGCCGUGAUGUCGCAUCGUGGAUUCAUUCAGGUGGGAAAGGAAAGACGCCAGUCCCGGGAAGGGGCGGGGGGGGGGAGGCGAAGGCGGUGUGGGCGGAGGAGGGUGGUUGAUGGUGAUGGUGAUGAUCAUGGUGGUCAAGGUCGUGGGUGCGGGAACGCGUGCAGAUUCUUGUCUGGUAUUGGUAUCCCGGGGCCAUGUGUAAUUUUUCCCCCCCUGCCCCGUGAAGUUGCAAGGUUCCAACGGUAGAACAGGGUACAGUAGGCACGUUACCAAAGCAAAAGUAAUUACUAC